Molecule: messenger RNA, 705 nt
Organism: Closterium sp. Yama58-4
Lineage: Eukaryota; Viridiplantae; Streptophyta; Zygnematophyceae; Desmidiales; Closteriaceae
Source: the annotation of a GenBank genome assembly
AUGUCGAGAAAACUGCUACAGGUGCCCCCGAGCUCUGAGCUGUCUAAUGCCGUGCCAGCUAUCAAGCCUUCUGAGUCGACUCAAAUCUUUUCCGAUCCCACACCACCAACCACCACCACGCACCUCCUGUCACCAAAACUCCCUCUCAAACCUCUCCCCGAACCAACAACCGAGCCUCUCCCGAACCACCAAACCCUGUCUGUACCAGAUCCCACCGCACCGAAUCCCAUCUUCCCCCAAGGCCCUCUUUUCUCUCAAGACUCCUCGCUUUUGGAUCCUGACGAUCCAGACUACCCAGACGAUCCGGAACGACACGAGGAGCUGCUUUUACGGGCAGUCGGGCAGUUUCUGGGCUGGGCCAUGACCUGCAUCUAUUUUACAGGGCGAUUACCCCCGAUAAUUCUCAACUGCGCGCGCGGGGCGGUUGAAGGGCUGGCGCCGCCCGCUUUUGCGCUGGCGGUGGCUGGGAAUCUGGCGUACCUCGGGAGUAUCCUGGUUCGGUCGCUGGAGUGGAAGCAGGUUCGGCCGAACCUGCCGUGGAUUACUGACAGCGCGUCAUGCCUGGCCAUGGACCUUUUCAUCAUGUGCCAGUAUUGGUACUUCACGUUCAGAGAUAGUGAAUACAAGGACACUGGUGAAUAUGACAUUGUGACUGUCCGUGAUCUCACUGUAACAAAUGGUGAGGCUGACGCUGUGAAGCAAUAA